UUUCAAUUUAAUUCCAUAAUUCAAAAUCAUAUGAGUUGUGUUCUUAGUUCUUACUUCUAAACGCCAAAAAUUUUAUAACUCAUUUUGAUUUAAAAACCCGCUUAAAAAUAUAUUUUUCAAGUUAAAAUUUUUAUUUCCUUUUUUAAGUUAGAAAAAUGAUGUUUGUUGGAACAUCGCGAGAAAAGUUUUUUUAUCACAAUACAUUGUUAUGUCUAGUUAAAUCACUACAAGAUAAAAAUAUAACAGUUGAUCUUCGAAAUGAUUCAUAUGUCUGCGGUCAACUUACAUCUGUGGAUGGCUACAUGAACAUCUCAAUGAGUAAAGCUGUGUAUUGUGAUUCUCAAGAAAAUGAAUAUUAUUUUGAUAAUUUAUUUGUACAAGCACGAAAUAUAAGAUAUGUACAUAUACCAGAAACAGUCUCCAUCUUAGGAAACAUAAAAAAUGAGUUUAAAAAAGGAAAUGAAAAAGAUCCAAAUAAAGAAGAUAAACCUGUGAAAUCAAGAAAAGCGAAAAAGGCAUUACAGCAGCACAUGAAAAUUGUAGCAUCAUUAGAGAAUUAAUAUGCUGUUAACUUUCUUUUUUAACAUUUAAGCAUA
Vanessa atalanta (red admiral) is the source of this 596-nucleotide messenger RNA. Its product is annotated as U7 snRNA-associated Sm-like protein LSm10. Gene Ontology annotation, biological process: mRNA 3'-end processing by stem-loop binding and cleavage. NCBI's taxonomy places the organism in Eukaryota, Metazoa, Arthropoda, Insecta, Lepidoptera, Nymphalidae. The record is from RefSeq and is a predicted model, not a curated record. Gene Ontology annotation, molecular function: histone pre-mRNA DCP binding; U7 snRNA binding. The coding region runs from base 156 to 560 and encodes 134 amino acids. Gene Ontology annotation, cellular component: nuclear body; cytoplasmic U snRNP body. The transcript is spliced from 4 exons.